AUGGCCUCCCUGCCUGAUGGGGAGAAAGUGGCCCUAGUUGGUCACAGUUAUGGUGGCUUUAGCAUUUCUUUGGCCAUGGAGCGCUUCCCCGAGAAGAUCUCCGUCGCAGUUUUUCUCACUGCCUUCAUGCCCUAUUACACCUGGCCACCAGCUAUGAUUUUAGGAGCAGCGUUCAAGUCAAACCCUUUCAUGGAUUUGGUACUUGUAAAUGAUUCAAAUCAUAAGCCAGUAUCAGUACACUAUGGUCCACAAUUCCUUGCAACUAAGCUUUAUAAUGACUCCCCAACGAAGGACCUUGAACUAGGUAAAAUGUUGGUGAGGCCAACUAGGUUUUACGUGGAUGACUUGGUCAAGAAUUUGCUGACAGAAAAAAAUUUCGGGUCGGUCACUCGGGUUUUUAUAAUAAGUGGAGAUGAUCAAAUGUUGCCAGUGCAUUUCCAGAAAUAUAUGAUAAAGUAUAGCCCUCCUAAAGAAGUGAAGCAUAUAGCUGGAUCUGAUCAUAUGGUCAUGAUUUCAAAACCCUUCGAGCUUUACAUCAGUUUGCAACAGAUUGCUGAUAAAUAUAAUUGA
Cornus florida is the source of this 570-nucleotide messenger RNA. RefSeq names its product methylesterase 10-like. Gene Ontology annotation, molecular function: methyl jasmonate esterase activity; methyl salicylate esterase activity; methyl indole-3-acetate esterase activity. The record is from RefSeq and is a predicted model, not a curated record. The transcript has 3 exons. Gene Ontology annotation, biological process: jasmonic acid metabolic process; salicylic acid metabolic process. NCBI's taxonomy places the organism in Eukaryota, Viridiplantae, Streptophyta, Magnoliopsida, Cornales, Cornaceae. The coding region runs from base 1 to 570 and encodes 189 amino acids.